Messenger RNA from Hydatigera taeniaeformis, 1385 nucleotides. NCBI's taxonomy places the organism in Eukaryota, Metazoa, Platyhelminthes, Cestoda, Cyclophyllidea, Taeniidae. The record is from the annotation of a GenBank genome assembly.
GUCAAACUCCACUAGAUCUGGCCACAGCUGACGACGUAAAGUGUCUUCUCGCAGACGCAAUGCCCUCCGCUAUCGGGGCUCCUGUCUGUUUACCUCUUCCGCCUCUCCAGCAUUCACAAGUCUGCCAUCUCCAAGCAGCAAUGCCCACAGACGGCCCACGCAUAGAGGGUCAGGGUAGGGCUGAAGAGGAAGAGCAGCAAUUGCAACAGCAACAGCAACCACAGCAGCAAACAGCAUCAUCGUCGGCGUCCAACGUGUCCACACCACCACUCACUACCACUAGCUUCCUCACUUCCCUUGGUCUUGACCAUCUUGUCAAACUAUUCGAGAAGGAGCAGAUCACUCUGGACAUCUUAGUAGACCUUGGUCAUGAAGAAUUAAAGGAAUUGGGUGUGGUAAUCUAUGGCCAACGUCACAAAAUAAUAAAGGGGAUUGGGAGAUACCGAUCGGUGAUUGCAGCCUCCACAGCCUCUGCUUCUCCUGCCAACGCCAUUUCAACAUCGUCAAUUGCGUCAAUGGAAGAUCUCUCCACGCGCAUAGUUGGUGGUGGCCACUUCAGAGGUGUUGGGGUGCAUGAACCCAUACCUCCCGGUUCGGACUUCUUUCCUGCCGCAGCUGCUACAGAAACGGUGUUUGUGGACGUGCCGAGAGACUCAAACGAAUUCAGGGAUGUGGAAGAACAGCUUCAAAGCAGCAUUCGGCAGCACAAAGACAACUGUGGUGGUGUGUUCCAGAGCCUACACGUCCUGGAAAUUACUCGCAUUCGUAACCGUCGGAUGUGGGAGCGGUAUGUGCAUCGGUGUGCUGAGAUAGCCGAGGAUUGUGGAGGUAGCAACAGCAGCAGCAGCAGCAGCGGCAGCACCAAUGGGGGUAAAAGCAGGACUAAUGGUGUCGGCCACUAUAACGAGCGCUUCCUCUUCCACGGUUCGCCAUUCCUCCACUCCAUUGUCACUCGUGGGUUUGACGAACGUCACGCCUACAUCGGUGGUAUGUUUGGCGCGGGCAUUUACUUUGCAGAGAACUCCUCCAAGUCCAAUCAAUACGUCUAUGGAAUUGGAGGGGGCACAGGCUGUCCUAGCCAUCGUUCUCGAUCCUGCUACAUUUGUCCGCGUCAGAUGCUUCUGUGUCGCGUCGCUUUAGGUCGUUCUUUCAUCCAAUUCAACGCCAUGAAGGUGGCUCACGCACCCCCUGGACAUCAUUCAGUGGUUGGAUUGCCCUCAGCAGGCGGCCUGAAUUUCGCUGAGUAUGUAAUUUAUCGAGGAGAACAGGCGUAUCCGGAGUAUAGGAUUACAUAUCUCCUUGUCCCACCCGAUGGCACAUCCGCAACUGCUAGCGCCAGUGGAAACAAUAAGCCUGCUCCUGGUGCACCAGGAAACACUGGUUGA